UCGUGUUGUUGGAUUAUCCGGAACAUUACCCAAAGGCAACGGAUAAACGAGUUUUUAGCGCAUUUCAUUUUCCAACUUGCAACUCAUCUGACGGUUUUCGUGUGUGUGUGCGUCUCACGGUAAGGUCUCACGGAAACCCGUCCGCAAAGAGGAACAGGCCGUACCGCAAACAUCAUUCGUGUACCGUUCGUCAUACAGCAAACAAAACAAACCGUUUGUGCAAACCACUGUGAAACUAGUGAAAGUGAAUGUUGAUCAUUGAAACACAGUAUAAGUUGUUAUCUAUAAAGUAAACUAUAAAACUAAGAUCCACCUACCGGAAGUGACAAACGAAAAGUAAUACAUAGUAGUGAAUAAGCGCAGCCCGAAAAUGUCGCAACAACUUCCGAUACGCUUUCAGGAGCAUUUACAGCUCACCAACAUCAACAUCAAUGCGAGCUCGAUCUCGUUCACUAAUCUGACGAUGGAGUCGGACAAGUUCAUCUGUGUCCGGGAGAAGGUGGGCGAGACGGCCCAGGUCGUGAUCAUCGACAUGAAUGACGCACAGAAUCCGAUCCGGCGGCCGAUCAGUGCUGACUCGGCAAUCAUGAACCCGGCGAGCAAAGUGAUCGCUUUGAAGGCGCAGAAAACACUGCAGAUCUUCAACAUCGAGAUGAAAUCGAAGAUGAAGGCGCACACGAUGACGGAGGAGGUCGUGUUCUGGAAGUGGAUCACCCUCAACACGCUGUCCCUGGUGACGGAAACAUCCGUCUACCAUUGGUCGAUGGAAGGCGACUCGACGCCGAUCAAGAUGUUCGAACGCCAUUCGUCGCUGAACGGCUGCCAGAUCAUCAACUAUCGUACCGAUCCGAAGCAAGCGUGGUUGCUGCUUGUUGGUAUUUCGGCACAGCAGAACCGUGUGAUCGGUGCAAUGCAGCUGUACUCGGUGGAGCGUAAGGUAUCGCAAGCGAUUGAGGGUCACGCUGCCUCGUUUGCCACCUUCAAGAUGGAGGAGAACAAGGAACUUUCGACGCUGUUUUGUUUCGCCGUCCGGUCGCAAACCGCUGCUAAGCUGCACAUCAUUGAGGUCGGUACACCGCCGGCCGGUAAUGUGGCGUUCACCAAGAAGGCGGUGGAUGUGUUCUUCCCGCCGGAGGCGCAAAGCGAUUUCCCGGUCGCGAUGCAGGUAUCGCCCCGGUACGAUGUGAUCUACCUGAUCACCAAGUACGGCUACAUCCACAUGUACGACAUCGAGACGGCGACCUGCAUCUACAUGAACCGUAUCUCGGGCGAUACCAUCUUCGUGACGGCACCGCACGAAUCGAGCGGUGGCAUCAUCGGUGUGAACCGCAAGGGCCAAGUGCUUUCGGUGACGGUUGACGAGGAGCAAAUCAUCCCGUACAUCAACACCGUGCUACAGAACCCAGAUCUAGCGCUGCGUAUGGCGGUGCGAAACAAUCUGUCCGGUGCGGAAGAUUUGUUUGUCCGCAAAUUCAACCAACUGUUCCAGAAUGGACAAUUUGCGGAGGCAGCGAAGGUGGCAGCGAUUGCACCGAAAGGCAUCCUGCGUACGCCGCAAACGAUCCAAAAAUUCCAGCAGGUACCGGCACAGCCGGGCACGAACUCACCACCCUUGCUGCAGUAUUUCGGCAUUCUGCUCGAUCAGGGCAAGCUGAACAAGUACGAAUCGCUCGAACUGUGUCGCCCGGUGUUGGCGCAAGGCCGCAAGCAGCUGUGCGAGAAGUGGCUAAAGGAGGAGAAGUUAGAGUGUAGCGAGGAGCUUGGCGAUCUGGUGAAACCGUCCGAUCCAACUCUCGCUCUUUCCAUCUAUUUGCGCUCGAACGUGCCUAACAAGGUAAUUCAGUGUUUCGCCGAAACGGGUCAGUUCCAGAAGAUUGUACUGUACGCAAAGAAGGUCAACUACAGUCCGGAUUACGUGUUUUUGCUGCGUUCGGUGAUGCGAACGAAUCCGGAGCAGGGUUCCGGGUUUGCGAGCAUGCUGGUAGCGGACGAGGAACCGCUGGCUGACAUCAACCAGAUCGUGGACAUCUUCAUGGAGCAGAAUAUGGUACAGCAGUGUACGGCGUUCCUGCUCGAUGCACUCAAGAACAAUCGUCCCGCGGAAGGUGCGUUACAGACACGCUUGCUGGAAAUGAACCUCAUGUCGGCACCGCAGGUGGCCGAUGCAAUCCUGGGCAACGCCAUGUUUACGCACUACGAUCGCGCGCACAUUGCGCAGCUGUGCGAGAAAGCUGGUCUGUUGCAGCGCGCUCUGGAGCACUAUACCGAUCUGUACGAUAUCAAGCGUGCGGUCGUCCACACGCAGCUGCUGAAUGGCGAUUGGCUGGUAGGAUUCUUCGGCACACUCUCGGUGGAAGAUUCACUCGAGUGUCUGAAAGCGAUGCUGACGGCGAACAUUCGUCAAAAUCUGCAGAUCUGUGUGCAGAUUGCGACAAAGUACCACGAGCAGCUGACGACCAAAGCGCUGAUCGAUCUGUUCGAAAGCUUCAAGAGCUACGAAGGGUUGUUCUAUUUCCUGGGCUCGAUUGUGAACUUCAGCCAGGAUCCGGAGGUACAUUUCAAGUACAUUCAGGCCGCCUGCAAGACCAACCAGAUCAAGGAGGUGGAGCGUAUCUGUCGCGAGUCGAAUUGCUACAAUGCGGAGCGCGUGAAGAACUUCUUGAAGGAGGCCAAGCUAACCGAUCAGCUACCGUUGAUCAUUGUGUGCGAUCGGUUUGAUUUCGUGCACGACUUGGUGCUCUACCUGUACCGCAACAGUCUCCAGAAGUACAUCGAGAUCUAUGUGCAGAAGGUGAAUCCGUCGCGUUUGCCGGUGGUCGUCGGAGGUCUGCUGGAUGUCGACUGCUCGGAGGACAUUAUAAAGAACUUGAUACUGGUCGUGAAGGGACAGUUCUCUACUGACGAGUUGGUGGAAGAGGUUGAAAAGCGCAACCGGCUGAAGUUGCUGCUGCCGUGGCUCGAGUCGCGCGUCCACGAAGGAUGUGUUGAGCCGGCGACACAUAAUGCGCUUGCCAAGAUCUACAUUGAUUCGAACAACAAUCCGGAACGUUUCCUGAAGGAGAAUCAGUUUUACGAUAGCCGAGUGGUGGGACGUUACUGCGAGAAGCGCGAUCCGCAUCUGGCCUGUGUUGCGUACGAGCGGGGCCAGUGUGAUCGUGAGUUGAUCGCUGUUUGCAACGAAAACUCGUUGUUUAAAUCAGAGGCGCGCUACCUGGUACGUCGUCGUGAUGCCGAACUGUGGGCGGAAGUGCUCUCCGAGGCAAAUCCUUACAAGCGCCAGUUGAUCGAUCAGGUUGUUCAGACUGCCUUAUCGGAGACGCAGGAUCCGGACGAUAUUUCGGUCACUGUAAAGGCGUUCAUGACGGCCGAUUUGCCGAACGAGUUAAUCGAGCUGUUGGAGAAGAUCGUGCUUGACUCUUCCGUGUUCUCCGACCAUCGCAACUUGCAGAAUCUGCUUAUUUUGACCGCAAUCAAGGCAGAUCGUAGCCGCGUUAUGGAUUACAUCAAUCGUUUGGACAACUACGAUGCGCCUGAUAUCGCUAACAUUGCAAUCAACAACGAGCUGUACGAGGAAGCUUUUGCGAUAUUCAAAAAGUUCGACGUCAACACUUCGGCCAUCCAGGUGCUGAUCGAGCAGGUAAACAAUCUGGAGCGUGCGAACGAGUUCGCUGAGCGCUGCAACGAACCGGCCGUAUGGUCACAGCUGGCCCGCGCUCAGCUCCAGCAAGGGCUGGUGAAGGAAGCGAUCGAUAGCUACAUCAAGGCGGAUGAUCCGAGCGCCUACAUUGAUGUGGUUGAAACGGCAAGCAAGAAUGAUUCCUGGGAGGAUCUGGUACGCUAUCUGCAGAUGGCACGCAAGAAGGCCCGCGAGAGCUACAUCGAAAGUGAGCUGAUCUAUGCGUAUGCCCGUACCGGCCGAUUGGCCGAUCUGGAGGAAUUCGUGUCCGGUCCGAACCAUGCCGACAUUCAGAAGAUCGGCGAUCGUUGCUUCAACGAUCGAAUGUACGAAGCGGCGAAGCUGCUGUACAACAACGUAAGCAACUUUGCACGGCUCGCCAUCACAUUGGUGCAUCUGCGCGAGUUCCAGGGCGCAGUGGAUGGGGCCCGUAAAGCUAACUCCACCCGCACCUGGAAGGAGGUGUGCUUCGCCUGCGUGGACGCGGAAGAGUUCCGGCUGGCGCAGAUGUGUGGCCUUCACAUCGUGGUACACGCGGACGAGCUGGAGGAUCUGAUCAACUACUAUCAGGACCGGGGAUACUUCGAGGAACUGAUUGGGCUGCUGGAGGCGGCCCUUGGACUGGAGCGUGCGCACAUGGGUAUGUUCACCGAGCUGGCAAUUCUGUACUCGAAGUACAAACCGGCCAAGAUGCGUGAACAUCUCGAGCUGUUCUGGUCGCGCGUUAACAUUCCGAAGGUACUGCGUGCGGCCGAACAGGCGCACCUUUGGUCGGAGCUAGUGUUCCUGUACGACAAAUACGAAGAGUAUGACAACGCGGUACUGGCCAUGAUGGCACAUCCGUCCGAAGCGUGGCGCGAAGGUCAUUUCAAGGAUAUCAUCACCAAGGUGGCCAACAUUGAGCUGUACUACAAAGCGAUACAGUUCUAUCUCGACUACAAACCGCUGCUGCUGAACGAUAUGCUGCUCGUGCUGGCACCCCGCAUGGAUCACACUCGUGCGGUCAGUUUCUUCACCAAACAGGGUCACCUGCAGCUGGUCAAGACCUAUCUGCGCUCCGUGCAGAGCCUGAACAAUAAGGCAAUCAAUGAGGCGCUCAAUGGGCUGCUGAUCGACGAAGAGGACUAUCAGGGUUUGCGGACGUCCAUCGAUGCGUUCGACAACUUUGACAACAUUGCGUUGGCGCAAAAGCUCGAAAAGCACGAGCUUACCGAAUUCCGUCGCAUUGCUGCCUACCUGUACAAAGGAAACAAUCGCUGGAAGCAAAGUGUGGAGCUGUGCAAAAAGGAUCGUCUGUUCAAGGACGCGAUGGAAUAUGCGGCCGAAUCGCACCAGGGCGAGCUGGCGGAAGAGUUGCUCGGUUGGUUUUUGGAACGGGGCGCAUACGAUUGCUUCGCGGCAUGUCUAUUCCAGUGCUACGAUCUGUUGCGGCCCGAUGUAAUAUUAGAACUCGCAUGGCGUCACAACAUCAUGGACUUUGCGAUGCCUUAUAUCAUUCAGGUGACGAGAGAAUAUACCUCCAAGGUGGACAAACUCGAAGCGUCCGAUGCGGAGCGACAGAAGGAAGGCGAAAGUACCGAACACAAAUCGAUCAUCAUGCCGGAACCGCAGCUCAUGCUGACCGCUGGACCCGGUAUCGGCAUGCCCCAGUAUGCACCACAGUACGCCGGUGCGUACGUGCCGCCGCAACCAAAUAUGACCCCAUACCAGUACGGUGGUUUUAAUUAAAGAUUCGUCAGGAAAACAAGCACACAAGGAAGGUUUUUGGAAACUUUAACUACCAAAGCACAUGCAAAGCGUUGUCGUAUGUCCUGCUGGUGUGGUGUGGUGCAAGACAUUAAAGCUUCUUCAGACAGAAUAUCUUCAGUUCACAAAGCGGGGGGGAAACCUUUCCGAGCGGGUGUGACGCGCGCGUGUUCAAUUCGGCAUUCAUCCUCUUCUUUCUGUGUAGUGUUCCAAUAAUGUUGCGUUGGCAAAAGGAUGUAGAAGGUAUUUGUUCAAACACUUGCGUUGUCUUAAUUUAUUUGCUGAACAUACUGUAAUUGUAACGAGUUUUUUCUUACACUGGCAACACAUAGACAAAUGAUUCGAGCAUCAUAAUAGUAACGAAAGUAAAAACGCACGUUUGAAAAGCAAAUGAAAAAUUAUUCAAAAUACAAAAACGGGGGGUUAGCAAAAAUAUUAUACGAAUCCUAGUAUUUUGCAAACUUUAAGUAGAAAUUCACAACAUAAAAUCGUUAUCAUUUAUCUUACUGUUUCACUAAGAAAAUGAAAAAAAUAGAUACAAAACAGAUGAAUAUAUACAUAAAUAUAUAUAAAGAGAGAGAUAGAGAGGGCGACAUAUGCGAACUAUGCACGAUGCGUAAUAGUAAAGAGUGUGUAAAUACAUGGAGGAAGCAAGCAGCGAACCGCGGAACAACGCUAAUCUUCUUGUUAUCGUUGUGUAAAAUUUAUCCUAUAACUAGCAAAACAAAAGACCAUACAAGAAAAUUACACAGAGCAAAAACACAACAACAAAGAAGCACUAUUAAUUUACUCUAAUCAAAACGGCAAGAGAUUUGUGUUUAUAAAUUUGAGACAACAAGCCUCAACAAGAUUUCCCCAAUAGAAGGAACAAUUUAGCGUCCCACAUUGGAGUUUUACGUGAAUACGUUGCAUACAAUAUGUAGUAAUUUCUGGGAAGGGUGGUGAAAUAAAAAAGGAUGCAUUCCUAGUAGAACGAUCCCAUUGUAUGAUAGCUGCUGCGACACUCCCGUUUUCAAUCUCUUCCCUUCUUCUCAUGUAGCAGAAUUGGCGUGUCCUUCUUAUACGGAUGUUCGUUUUUGCAAAUGCAGUAUUUAUUGCUUUAUUAUUCCUUCACGGCAGGGGAUGGACAUAAGUUUAUUACUACCUUUCCCCGGCCGUGUUGUGUUUAGUGUAUGCGAUGCCUGAAAGUGUGCAAUCAUUAUUUUUUUAGAAUUAUUUUUCAUGAUUUUUUCAGAGUGUUCACACAGUUCCCAGUGUGCUAGCGUGUGUGCACUCACGAUAAAGUUAAAAACUUACAUUUUUUUUCUCUUUGAUUCAUGCACUUAUGCACUAAAAGCAAAACCAUUCCUUUUUUUAACGCGUGCGAUACAAAAAUGACACGAAAUGUUAUUUCUAUUUGAUGUACAAUUGUUGUACAGUGGACGUGUUUUCUUUUCAUCAGUUAUGCUUAUAGAUUUAGAUCGUUUUUUGAGUGAUGUUUGUGUUUGAAAACUAUUCCUACUUUAGUGUAUGCUUUCGUUUUAUUUUCUCGCACAUUUGUAUUGCACCACAAGCACAAGAGAUUUUCGUUUCUUUUUUUAACCAUCGUUUGGUGGCAAACAUGGAACGAUCGUGGCUGACAGCCAAAUCAGUAGCCAGGUAGUGUUCGUUAACACUCGAUCAUUUGUGUCGGCGCAAGAAAAGGAUUUAUUUUUUUAUUUAUGCAAUUUAUAAUUAAUAUUAUGCGUUAUUAAAUAAUAACUAUGGACAGGCAAUAACAUGGCAAAUGGAGUGUAAAGUAUAACUAUAAACACACUUACUUCAUUGUGUCACGGAUUGGCAUCCUGCCCUUCUCGAUCGUAAUGGGAACCGGAUGUUUAGAUCAAUAUGUUUCUCACACACAAAAAAAAGCAAAAUACGUAUACAUACAUAUAUCUGCUAUAAAUAUGCAUUCAUGAUGCAGUGUAAUACGCUCUAAACAAACAAAAAAACAAACAAAACCACUCUUUCCCCCAUUAUAUGCAUUGAUUCGCUAACAUAUGAAAGUAAAUCGAUGAAUCACUGGUUGAUUGAAAUUAAAUGCUAUCGUUUAAACCUAUGAGUAAUAAACAGAGAAAAAAAACAAUAAUAAACGCGAGAGAUACAAAUGAAUAAACUCAAAGUUGUCAAAUAA
This is a messenger RNA of Anopheles funestus (African malaria mosquito), 7574 nucleotides long. It is a transcript of the gene Chc, whose product is annotated as clathrin heavy chain. NCBI's taxonomy places the organism in Eukaryota, Metazoa, Arthropoda, Insecta, Diptera, Culicidae. Gene Ontology annotation, cellular component: clathrin coat of trans-Golgi network vesicle; clathrin coat of coated pit; clathrin-coated endocytic vesicle. The record is from RefSeq and is a predicted model, not a curated record. The transcript has 8 exons. Gene Ontology annotation, molecular function: clathrin light chain binding; structural molecule activity. Gene Ontology annotation, biological process: intracellular protein transport; receptor-mediated endocytosis. The coding region runs from base 371 to 5404 and encodes 1677 amino acids.